This is a messenger RNA of Jatropha curcas, 2019 nucleotides long. RefSeq lists its product as uncharacterized. NCBI's taxonomy places the organism in Eukaryota, Viridiplantae, Streptophyta, Magnoliopsida, Malpighiales, Euphorbiaceae. The record is from RefSeq and is a predicted model, not a curated record.
AUGGCUAAUUCUUUUCUAGAAAGCUUAGAGACAAUAUGGGAUGAGUGGAAUAUAAGAGCAGGUAUUAUAUUCAGUCUGCUGUUGCAAAUCUUUCUCAUACUAUUUGCUCCUUUUAGAAAACGGUCUUCAUCAAAGCUUGUGAUCAUGCUAAUAUGGUCUGCUUAUUUACUCGCGGAUGCAACCGCCAAUCUCACCAUAGGGUUAAUCUCCCACAGACAAAUCAACUCACAAAAGAGUGAUCUCGUAGCUUUCUGGGGUCCGUUCCUUUUACUUCAUCUUGGAGGGCCAGACACCAUAACUGCAUUCUCUCUAGAAGAUAACGAGUUUUGGCUCAGACAUUUGCUUCAUUUCAUUGUCCAAGCUUUUGCCACAGGUUAUGUGUUUCUCCAAACAUUUCCAGAAAAUAAGGUAAUGAUUCCAACACUUCUGCUGUUUGUUGCUGGGAGUAUUAAAUAUUUGGAACGCACUCGUUCUUUGUAUCUUUCCAGUAUGAACACAUGGCGAAGCUCUGUGUGGCAAUCUGAUUAUCAUUGGUGGUAUUAUAAACAUACUAUAAGACAAAAUAUGUUAAAAGAGGUGCAAAUGGCUUAUCGUUUGUUUCUAGAUUUGAAGUCAACAAUUGUUGAUUUGCCAUUUUGUCACAGUCUGCAACAAGUGAUCCCAGAGUACUUCAAUAGACUAUCUAAAAGAAAUGCUUUAAGGGUAAUGGAGAUUGAACUAAAUUUCUUUUAUGAAGCUUUGUUUACUAAGGCAGUUGUUAUCCAUUCUAAAUGGGGACGUUUUUUCCGUUUUAUUUCCUUUGCUUCAGUUGUUUCCGCUCUUGCAAUAUUUCAUUUUUCUGUUAAUAAGAAUGAUUUCAAUAAUACUCUUGAUGUUGAUUUAACAUACCUUUUGCUAUUUGGUGCUAUUGGUUUGGAUUUAAAAGCAGUCUUCAUGGCCAUUUUCUCUGAUUGGACUGCGGCUCAUCUGAAAAGAUCAGAUACUUUACGUGAAUCCGAUGCAAAUUAUCUCACUGGUUUAUUCAAUGCUUUGACAGUGAAAAUUUUCUUCAAAUAUCUCACUAUCAGGAGGGUUUUUUCUCGCCGGUGGUCUAACCGGAUUUCCGGCAAUAAUUUGAUUAGAUAUUGCCUGAAAGGGAGUCCAACAAGAAUCCAUGUUAGCAAUAAGCGUCGCCCAUAUGAUGAUCUUAUGCAGAUAAACACAAUAUUUCAGUUUUCUUUCAUUGAUAAAGUGAUAUAUUUCAUUGGCCUUAAAGACUUGGUAGAUGAGAUGAUAUAUGUUUCGAGUGAGCCAUUGACUAAGGAGCUCUGGGAAUUCAUUUAUGAUGACGUGAAAAGGAAAUUGGUUUCCUCCUGUUAUCCGGAGAGUGUAAAGGAGAUAUGUUCGUGUAGAGGAGAAUGGAUUCUCCGUCAUCAACAUGGCUUAAUGCCUUACAUUAAAGAUGUUUCUUUCGAUCAAAGCAUUUUGUUAUGGCAUAUUGCUACAGAGAUCUUGUACAAUACCGACGAAGAGAAUUCAAAUCCAAGUACAUAUGGGAACAGAGAAUUUAGUAAGAUCUUGUCUGAUUAUUUAUUCUACCUUUUGACCAUUCAACCAAAUUUGAUAGCCGUCGCAAUGGGUGUUAGGAAAAUAAGAAUCAAGAAAGUUUAUGUUGAGGUUGAAAGGUUAUUUAAAGCCAGAAAGUUGAGAUGGAAUGAAUUAAAGAAAGCUUGUCAAAGCAUUCUUGAUAUGGAGGAUAAUACAAUUAUGGAUCUAACAUCUAUUGCAUCGGAUUGGGCUGAGGGACGUUCCUACCGGUAUUUAGUACCUUAUGCAAGCAUUUUGGCUAAAGAGCUUAAGAAAUUGGAGGAGGAGCAGCACGAUAAAUGGCAGAUAAUGAGUAAGGUGUGGAUAGAAAUGUUGUGUUAUGGUGUUUGUCAUUGUAGACCAUAUAACCUUGUACAGCAAUUAACCAAAGGUGGAGAGUUUUUUACUUUUGUUUGGUUAUUGUUAACUCACUUUGGAAUUCUUGGAACAUGA